AUGCCGAGGGCUGCCGCGGAACCAGGCACCGGUCUGUGCGGGCCGGCGGGGCUCGCCCGGAGCCCGAGCUCCGCUCCGGCGGCACGGCCAAGCAGUGGCUCGGCAAAGCGGAGAGCUGAGCCCUGCCCGGCCCAGGGGACGGUCCCGCCGUCCGUCCCGCGGGGCCUAGAGGGCCGAGCACGAGCCCUCCCCACUGCAGCCACCCGCAGCUGGGACGUGGGCCGGGCCCCGCCGCCACAGACCCGGAGUCCGUCUCCAACCCGCGUCGUGGCAGUCGCGGCGGCUGCAGCCCGAGCACUCACCGGGAGGAGGGCCGAGCCGGGCCGAGCGCAGCCCACCGCGGCGAGCCCGCCCAGCGCUCUGCAGCCGCUGCUGGCGGCCAAAACACAGCGCCGGCCACCAACCGCGGAAACGUCACCACUGCCCCGCGCCCCGCCGGCCUUGGCCGGCUUCCGCUGCCGGGGCGCGCCUCAGCACCGCCUCCUUAAGGUGGCACCGCGGAAGCGUCUUGGGGUAGCUCCGCAGCACCACCAGUGGGGAAAGAGUGGGGUUCCCCCACGGCGCUGCGCACGCACCCAGGAGGCGGGGCGGGGCGGGGCGGGGCGGGGCGGGGCGUGGUGCCGCUCGGUGCGGCUCCUGCAGCGGGCCCGGCAACCUGAGCGUGCGCUGAGCCAGCGCCUUCAGCUGCCGGCCUGGGCGAACUCGCCAAAGGACCCUCCGGGGGGUGGCGCCCUCUCGCGCGCGCCAGCGAGUGGGUGUGCGCAGCACGCGCGCGAGGGGGGAGGGGCUUCGCGGCGUCGGCGGGAGGAGGCGCCCUCCCGCGGCGGCGCGAUGGAGCUGGAGGCGGCGCGGCGCGCGGUGCUGGCGGCGGUGCGGGGCACGUGCGCGGCCGACCUGCCCCGCCUGCUGCACUGGAUGCGUUACACCAGUGACUUUGAUGAGCUUGUGGCAAAUAACAAUGAUAUUGUUCUCAAAAAUAUCGCUGAAGAUUUGCGGAAUCGUUUACCCAUGGAAGCAAUGUUCCGUUCAGAACAUCAAGCUGUUCAGAAAAUACAUCAGCACCCACUGCCCAUGAUUCACGUUGAUGCAUUCCUUUAUGAUGAUGAUUUUGUUGACUCAUUGUGUGAGGAGGGGAAAAUGAGUAGGAGCUACUGCAAGGAGUGUGGCUCAUACAAGACUGCAUCUUUAGAGUUUAUUUCGCAUUCCUUUUCCCUCACGGAACUGAAGUUUCUUUAUCAACAUGUACUGCUCGAUCUGACAGGAAAGGUAGUGGUUGACGUUGGCUCCAGGCUUGGUGCAGUGCUAUUUGCGGGUUAUCUUUAUAGCUCAGCAUCUCAACUGUUCGGAGUAGAAAUGAAUGCAGACUUUUGCCAGUUGCAAGAAAUGAUGAUUACAAAGUACCAGUUCAUUGACAGAAUAAAGGUGGUUCACGCAGACAUCUGUACUCAGGCUUCACUUCUUCAGAAUGCUGAUGUUGUUGUAAUGAAUAAUGUCUUUGAAUAUUUUCUUGACAGACAGGAACAAGCCAGAGCUUGGGAAUUUAUUGCUUGUAAUGUAAGGAAAAGAGGAUCCUUGCUGGUGACAGUUCCAAGCCUUAGAGAAUCACUCUCAAAGCUACAGACAGAUGUGCAGCUAAGCCAGUGGGUUGAAGAGAUGCAGCUAAACUAUGAUGUGUAUAUGGAAAAGGAUGUUGACAGAGAAGCACUUGAACAAAUACAUUUAUACAAGAUUCUCUAGUACUUGGAAAAAAAAUUUGUAUCCUUGUAAUAUCAUAUAUUUUUGAUCCAAAAUGAAUUGGAAUUGAUUUGUGUGAAUAAAUUAGGUUGAAAUUCUUACUGAGCUUAUUCUGAGUCCUCUGUGGUUUGUAAUGGAAGAGUCUUUUGAAACAGGUUUUCUUAUAGAGGCAUUCUGUCUCAACAGAGUAUAUUGACUUUUAAUUAGACGAUAUCCUUAUGGUUUAAUUUUUUGAGGAAAUGAUAGAAAUAAUGGCUUCAUACUGGUGCUAAAAGAAUUUUUGUUUACUAGCAUUGUGCAUUGCUAGUGUUUGCUAAGUAUAUCAAACCUAAGAAUGGCAAGUCGUUAUUGAUGUGAAUUAUAAUAGC
This is a messenger RNA of Colius striatus (speckled mousebird), 2102 nucleotides long. RefSeq lists its product as uncharacterized. The transcript has 10 exons. Lineage: Eukaryota; Metazoa; Chordata; Aves; Coliiformes; Coliidae. Gene Ontology annotation, molecular function: methyltransferase activity. The record is from RefSeq and is a predicted model, not a curated record. Bases 1 to 1737 code for a protein of 578 amino acids.